Molecule: messenger RNA, 816 nt
Organism: Monosiga brevicollis MX1
Lineage: Eukaryota; Choanoflagellata; Craspedida; Salpingoecidae
Exons: 9
Coding region: 34-708 (224 amino acids)
Biological process (GO): protein transport to vacuole involved in ubiquitin-dependent protein catabolic process via the multivesicular body sorting pathway
Cellular component (GO): ESCRT I complex
Molecular function (GO): protein-containing complex binding
Source: RefSeq, a predicted model, not a curated record
UGAAAACACAUUCCCAGCCCGGGCCCUGCAAACAUGGCGGCCGGGUUUGCAAGCCAGCAGCAGCCCAUCCCCGAACAUCUGCUUCAGGAGGUGAAGCUGUGUCGUAGCUCGGCGGAACGAGAAAAAUUCGACAAUCUGGCGGCUGUUUAUGAAAUCUUACUCACGCUGGAACAUAUUGAACGCGCCUACGUACAUGACAACAUCGGCGAGGCUGAGUACACCGAGACGUGCAAAAAGCUUCUCACGCGCUUCAAGGCCUGCCGCAAUCUACUGCCCUCGGAUGUGGCCAAUGACAUUCCGGCCUUUGCUGCAACAUACCGAUUGGAAUGUCCCGCCGCUUUGCAACGCAUUCGAGUCGGCGUGCCAGCCACAACAGAAUUUGGCAGUGGACCUUCAGCAGACCAUGUCAAGCGCAGUCGACACGUUAUGGCCGCCACCGAGCAUUUCAUUAGCAUCACAGAUACCUUUUCCAUGGAUAUUGGCGAUGUGGACAAGCUGCACAAUGAGGUGUCUGGGCUGAUGGAUCAGCUCAACAAGCUGGAUGACUUGUCGCCGGAUCACAUCUCCAAACGCAAUGUUCUCAAGUGGUUGGAGGUACUGAGCGCCAUGAAAGCCACUGAUGCCCUUAGCCCGGAGCAAAUCCGUGAAGCGCUCAUGGACUUUGACAUGGCGUAUGAUGCGUACAAGCGGCAAAUUUGGGAUAACUAGAGGCGCUGAACCAACGCGUGUGUUUGCUCGGCUGUAGUCGCGACAAGCAGGACGUGUCAUUGUUGUUUGUGGUAUUGUUGUAAUCAAUAAUUGACCAGUGAGGUUGUC